Messenger RNA from Coffea eugenioides, 891 nucleotides. Its product is annotated as 2-methylene-furan-3-one reductase-like. Gene Ontology annotation, molecular function: oxidoreductase activity, acting on the CH-CH group of donors, NAD or NADP as acceptor; zinc ion binding. The transcript has 3 exons. The record is from RefSeq and is a predicted model, not a curated record. Lineage: Eukaryota; Viridiplantae; Streptophyta; Magnoliopsida; Gentianales; Rubiaceae. Bases 101 to 769 code for a protein of 222 amino acids.
UAUUGUAAGGAUAUUAAGGAUAAGGAUAUACUUUGCGGCAAUUACAAUCCCAUACACAAAGAAAGAAAGAAAUAGUAGAUUCCAGCCAAAUUAUUCACCCAUGGCAACCAGUACUCCAGUUAGCAUCCCCUCUAAAAUGAAGGCAUGGGUCUAUGGCCAGUAUGGGAAACCCGAGGAUGUCCUUAGAUUGGAAUCCGAGGUUGAUGUUCCUGAAGUAAAUGAUGAACAGGUUUUGAUCAAAGUAGCUGCUGCAUCCCUGAAUCCAGUCGACAUCAAAAUGAUGGCUGGUUUAUUUAAGGCCACUGAUUCUCCUGUGCCCACUGUUGCGGGAUAUGAUGUCGCGGGCGUGGUGGUUAAAGUUGGAAGCAAAGUAAAGGAAUUCAAUGUCGGGGAUGAAGUAUAUGGAGACAUUCACGAGCAUGCUUUGAAUAACCCAAAGGGAUCUGGGUCACUGUCAGAGUACGCUGCAGUGGAGGAGAAGGUAGUAGCUUUGAAGCCCAAGAAUUUGAGUUUUGCUGAGGCAGCUAGUCUUCCUCUUGCCGUUGAAACAGCGUACGGGGGCCUUGAACGCGCAGGGUUUUCAGCUGGUCAAUCCAUUCUCGUUCUGGGCGGUGCUGGUGGAGUCGGAUCUUUGGUCGUUCAGCACGAAGUUGAAGGAGUCUCUGUUUUGACCAAUGAAGAUGAGACGUCCUCAUGGCGGGGCGCAUUUGUAAAGCAGCGGGGCGCACUUGUAUUAGUUGAAUGGCCGUGGGGCAACGGUGGGGUGUAAGUAAGGAGUUCGCUUGUGCUGCGACCAGGCAAACGCUCAGCAUAUUUUUUAGGAUUAUUAUCACUUUACACUCUUAAACUAUAUUACUAUUAUCAGUUUACCCCUUAACGUUAUCUUUUAGU